Molecule: messenger RNA, 1776 nt
Organism: Trypanosoma rangeli
Lineage: Eukaryota; Euglenozoa; Kinetoplastea; Trypanosomatida; Trypanosomatidae
Product: GPI alpha-mannosyltransferase III
Exons: 1
Coding region: 1-1776 (591 amino acids)
Biological process (GO): GPI anchor biosynthetic process
Cellular component (GO): endoplasmic reticulum membrane
Molecular function (GO): alpha-1,2-mannosyltransferase activity
Source: RefSeq, a predicted model, not a curated record
AUGAGCACCACAAGUCGCAGCGAGAUGCCUCAAAGAGGCAAUCAAUUGAGGAAUGUGAGCGAAGCUUCUGAUAUGAGAUUGUGCGCCAAUGACUUGUUGCGUUUACCAUGGUAUGGCAUUCUCCUUAUUUUCCUCUACCGUCUGCUGCUCUGCCUAAGCACCCAGACUGCAGAGUCGCCAGACGAGUGGUGGCAGAGCACAGAGGUUGCCUACAAUAUUGUAUUUGGCAAGGGACAUCUUCCGUGGGAGUGGCACGUAGGCUUGCGCUCUGUAGUCUUCCCAGGCAUGUUGUCCAUUCCAUUUUUUAUGUUGAAGCUAUUAGGUCUUGACUCAGCGUGGGCAGUGUGGUUUAUUGCACGUCUUAUGCAAUCAUUUGUCAUAACAGCUAUCGACUUUUUUGUCUUUCGUUUGGGAGGAUUGCUGGAUGUGGAAUUGCGACAAGCGACAAAAAAUGCGGUUGGUGCGGGAAAUUCGUCAAAAUCAAUUAUGUUUCUCUCAAAGAAGGUGACUAAGGGGAGAGCGUUGGGUAGGUCUGUCGCUCACUUUGCCCUAUUACUUUCAUUGAGCAACUGGUAUAUGUCUUAUGUUGGAGUUCGUGUUUAUGGUAACGUGAUGGAAGCGUUACUGGUCCUUAUGGCGGUACAACAAACAAAUUACACGGGAUUUCUUUUACUCAGUGGAUUGGCAUGUGUCAUUCGUGUUACCUCUGGCGUCGUUCUUUUUCCACUUUUAUUUUUGCAUGCCUUAUGGGCUGUGCGGGAAGGAGGAGUACGGAAGGGUCUAAUGCAUAUUAUCUUCCGGGGACUUUUGAUAUUCUUGGUUGUGUUUGGUGCUCUCGUGUUGUGUGACAGCUUAUUUUAUAAUAAACUGAUUGUCACGCCCAUUGUGUUUCUACGCUUCAAUGUGCUGCAGAACUCCAGCCGCUUCUUUGGGGAACAUCCAUGGUAUUUUUAUUUGGUUUUAUCUCUCCCCGGCCUUCUGGGACCGCAUUUUAUCUUUACUCUCUUUGCACCGCUUGUGAUGUACCUUGAUAAGACGAGUAAGGUGGUGAAACGGCAUAUGCUCGGUUUGAUUUGCAUUAUAUUAUGGUCUAUAUUUUGUUACUCCUUAAUUUCUCACAAAGAGAAUCGUUUUAUUGUGCCUGUAAUGCCAAUUGCUUUUGUGGUGACAGCCUUUGUUUUGGCACGGUUGUACGAUAAGUCACGCGUUGUGCGUGGCCUUCAUCGUGUUUUUCUCGUGUUUAACCUUAUACUGUUCCUUGUGGGAGCUUAUGUCCACCGCAGAGGUGCGUUGGACGUGAUGUCGGAGUUGAGACAUGGGCCGAAUAUUGACCGUGUCGAUAUCAUUGCACGCUGCUAUAUUACCCCCGGGUACAGUUUUGUGCACGGCAAGGUGAAUCACUUGAGUCUCAUUGACUGCUCUAUGCGUCUCAAUCCCGAUACGGGGCUACCUGAGCUCACGGAAGACAGUAUGUUCCAACGGUACCCAAAAGACUAUGUCUUAUGGAAAUAUGACGGUGUGCACACGUUUAACGUGAGUGAUCCCGAGCAAAGACGCAAUGCUGAUGAAUUGGGGCGAGUAGUUCGACCCAGUUCAGCACCGUAUCCAGACGUUAUCGUGACGUUUCACAGCACUGCCAAAAAAAUACAAGGGCCAUUUCUGGAAAAGCAUGGAUACAAACUUUACAGGUCCUUUAUUCACACACCUUUGUCAUUUGACUCUUUUGAAGACGUGCAUUUAGAAAUGUGGGUUCGAAAAUUAGUCAAGUAUAAUUGA